GCGACCAGUGUAACUGUACAGCAGCUCAGGCAGCGGCAGCGGCAGCGGCUCGGAAUCUCUCACAAACAAGCUCCUUAGCGGUUAGUUACAAAUCUGGCCACAAGUUGAACUUGUUUCCUCCACCACCAUGUCUGUUUUGUGUUAUAAUAAAGGAUGUGGACAGCGAUUUGAUCCAGAAAAUAACCCGGACGAUGGCUGCACCUAUCAUCCAGGAGUCCCAGUAUUCCAUGAUGCAUUGAAGGGAUGGUCCUGCUGCAAGAGAAGAACAACUGACUUCUCAGACUUCCUCAGCAUUGCUGGCUGCACAAAAGGUCCCCAUAACAAAGAGAAGCCCCCCGAGCCGGUGAAACCAGAUGUGACAUCAUCGGGAGAAAAGAAGGAGGCAGAUGACCAGAAACCAAAGUUUAACGAGUACAUCAUCUCCGCACCAAAGCCUCAGGAGGCAAUACGCAGACCCAGUGCUAACGAGCCAAUGGUGAGAUUGCAGCAUAAAGUUUCUGCGUCUCUGAAGCAGGCUCUGGAGAAACUGAAGCUGUCUGAAAACGCAGAAGAGAAGAAAGAGGAAGAUAGCGACGAGAUCAAGAUCGGGACGUCCUGUAAAAAUGGAGGGUGCACUAAAAGUUUUGAAGGACCUGCAAGCGAUUCUGAUGUGUGCUUAUACCACUCUGGAUUUCCUAUCUUCCAUGAAGGGAUGAAAUACUGGAGCUGCUGUAAGAGGAAAACCUCUGACUUUAACACCUUCCUCUCUCAAGAGGGCUGCACCAAGGGAACACAUCUAUGGAGGAAAAAAGAUGAGGGUAAGAAAGUGGUUCCGUGCCGGUUUGACUGGCACCAGACCGGGGCACAAGUCAUCAUCUCUAUCUACGCCAAGAACGCCGUCCCAGAGCUGUGCUACGUGGAUGCAAACAGCACCACGCUCAACAUACAUGUUAUAUUUGAGGGAGAGAAGGAAUUUGUGCAGAAAAUCAGUCUGUGGGGAGUGAUAGAUGUGAGUAAAAGCAUAGUGAACAUGAUGGCGGCCAAGAUCGAGGUAGCCAUGAAGAAGUCCGAGGUUAUGUCGUGGGCUCGUCUGGACCUCCCUCCCCCCGUCACGCCCAAGGAGAGCGAGAAGAAACAAGAAGAGGCCGAUAGCGAGGAUGAAGACGAGUGAUGAGGACUUACAGUUAAAACACAGUGUGUAUCUCUCGCUGAAUCCAAGGCCACACAGUCCAUUCUUUACCUCUUCAAAGAGUCGCCUCUUUUGCUGUCAUGGAACUUUAGGCCUCAACUCCUCAACAUUUACAGCCACAACUAAGAAUGGUCAAUAGUCAACUUUCUUGGUUUUGCCUGUUUUUUCUCAAUCUUUUUUUUUUUUUUUUUUGAACAUGAAGUAGGUCGGUAUGCUAAAGAAUCUUCAAGUAUUUUUUACAACAGUUUUUCACUUCAGGAAUGAACGAUAAGUGGAGGAACUCUGACUUUUAAUAGACCUUCAAUCAAGUCAGACGAUGACACACUUGUGAAUUGCACUGAAUAACAUCAAACAAUAAGACACAAUAAGAUAGGAGUCGUUUGGCCAUGUUUAAUUUCACACCCGUAAAGCCUUUCAUGUGGACAGCUCACAUCUGGCCAAUCCUAAUGGACCACAGUUGUGACCAUUUUCUGUUAGAACAAUAUUUAGUAAAAAAUUAUUCCAUCUGUACAUUUCCAUUUGUUUCUGUCAUACUCAGCACAUUUGAAGUGGUAAACUCACUAUUGGUGAUUAUAUAAAUAUAUUUUUUUUCAUUCCAUCCUUUGGUUUCAUCAAUUGUAUAAAUUAUUGCGUUGUUUUUGCAUAUGAUUUGUCCACCAGCGUCACAUCAGACUAAAUGCUGUAUUCAUGCUGUAUUUGUGUGAUGAUGAAGCCGCUGUGUAGUUUGAGUAGGAAAUCUGGAUCUCGAAAAUGUCCACACUUGUGUAAUGUGGCGUUUAUUCCCAAUCAACUGUUUAUAAGAAACACAAUAGGAUGCCUAAACUUAGAAACUAAAUGUUUUUCAGCAAUGCUUCAACUAUGCUUCAACCUUUUUCACAGUUCAAAUGUUCUUUUUUUUUUUUACAUGAUUACACCUAAUGUAUAUUUUGUACAAGUUUUGCUUCCAAAUGAUCAAUGGUGUAUUUAUCCACUUUUUUUUUUUUUUUGUCACAACAGCACCAUUUUAAUAAUGAGAAUGUACUGUAAGAAUAUCUGAGAACGGCAAAUGAAUACAAAGUAUUUUGGGCAAAGUCCUGUGUAAUAUUAAAAAAACAAAAGCUAUACUAGA
This is a messenger RNA of Seriola aureovittata, 2276 nucleotides long. It is a transcript of the gene chordc1b, whose product is annotated as cysteine and histidine-rich domain (CHORD) containing 1b. The record is from RefSeq and is a predicted model, not a curated record. Bases 128 to 1150 code for a protein of 340 amino acids. The transcript is spliced from 11 exons. NCBI's taxonomy places the organism in Eukaryota, Metazoa, Chordata, Actinopteri, Carangiformes, Carangidae.